Molecule: messenger RNA, 474 nt
Organism: Bipolaris victoriae FI3
Lineage: Eukaryota; Fungi; Ascomycota; Dothideomycetes; Pleosporales; Pleosporaceae
Exons: 3
Coding region: 1-474 (157 amino acids)
Source: RefSeq, a predicted model, not a curated record
AUGGCCUCUCCAUCUGACUCGCAACAACAAAAACAACCGCCAAACUUCAACGCGCUUCUGCAAUACCUGCAGAGCCAAACCGAACCCACAGAUACCGAGACCGCAACCCUAGCCACCGACAUCCAGAAGCUCGACGUGAGCGAGGAGACGACAGAGCAAGACAAAGUCAACGCCUACGUAGCCGAGUUCUUGUACAUUGGCGGCCCAGAAGUCCUUGCAGGAAAGAAAUCCGACAAGCAAAAUGUUUUGUCAACACACAAAGCAAAUCUAACUCUCCACCUUGCUGCAGGCAUCACCGAUAAGAUCGCAAAGGAGUCUUCGGACUCGACGGCUUCGUCGCACGGCAUGCACGACACGGGCAAUAUGCAACAUGCUGAGGCUUUCAAGUCAAAGGGCCCAGUCAUUGCCCAGAACCUGCCCGAGCCCGCGAGCAAGGAGGAGCUGAAGAAGAGGGCUGAGGAGCUGAACAAAUAG